UCUGGUGGGCUUUCAAACUAAGUAUCCCCUUUCUUCCUUUUGCUGGGAAAAAAGAUUAUAAGCAAUUACUUACUGGCUCUAAUCCCACAGCAAGUUACAGUUUUUCUAAACAGAGAUCUGGCGCCAGUAUUGAACUCCAGUUACUAAGAUAGCUAUUAAUGAUGGUUAUUUCUGUUUUCAUCUUCACACAGAGUUUAUUCAUGUGACAUUUUGGCACGUCAGAAACCAAAAGUAAGAUAAUUGAAGGCGCCAAAUUGAAAUAAAAUAGGAAGAUCAUCAGCCGAGAAAGACCUGCUGGAGAAAGCAGAGGAUGGAAAAUAAAGCAAAGCAGUGUUUUCUCGGAUGUACUUCAGCAGGCCUUCUGAAGUUUAACUAAAAGUAUGACUGCUCUUUCUUCAGAGAACUGCUCUUCUCAGUACCAGUUACAUCAAACAAGUCAGCCCUUAGAUGGUAACUGUUUGCUAGUCUUGAUUAUACUUGGGAAAAUAAUACUAAAUAUCCUCACACUGGGAAUGAGAAGAAAAAACACCUGUCAAAAUUUUAUGGACUAUUUUUGCAUUUCACUAGCAUUCGUUGAUCUUUUACUUUUGGUAAACAUUUCCAUUAUAUCCUAUUUCAGGGAUUUUGUACUUUUAGGCAUUAGGUUUACUAAAUACCACAUCUGCUUGUUUACUCAAAUUAUUUCUUUUACUUACGGCUUUCUGCAUUAUCCCAUUUUCCUGGUAGCUUAUAUAGAUUAUCAUCUGAAUUUUUCUAAAGCCAACUUUCCAUUUAAGUGUCAGAAAUUAUUUUACUUCUUUAUAGUCGUUUUAAUUUGGAUUUCAGUCUUUGCUUAUGUUUUGGGAGAUCCAGCUAUCUACCAAAACCUGAAUGCACAAAAUGUUUAUUCUUAUCAGUGUCCUUUCUACGUCAGCAUUCAAAGUUACUGGCUGUCAUUUUCCAUGGUGAUGAUUUUAUUGAUGGCUUUUAUAACCUCUUGGUCAGAAGUUACUACCUUGGUACAGGCUAUUAGGAUAACUUCCUAUAUGAAUGAGACUGUCCUAUAUUUUCCCUUUUCCUCUCACUCUAAUUAUACUGUGAGCUCUAAAAAAACACUCUUGCCCAAGUUCAUUGUUUGUUUUCUCGGUACCUGGUUACCAUUUGUACUGCUUCAAAUAAUUACCCUUUUAUUUAAAGUACAGAUUCCAGCAUAUAUUGAGAUGAACAUUCCAUGGUUGUACUUUGUCAAUAGUUUUAUCAUUGCUACAGUUUUCUGGUUUAAUUGUCACAAGCUUAGUUUAAGAGAUAUCGCAUUACCUGUGGAUCCAUUUGUGAACUGGAAAUGCUGCUUCAUUCCACUUGCAAUUCAUAAUAUUGAGCAAAUUGAAAAGCCUAUAUCAAUAAUAACUUGUUAAUGUGUUGCCAUGGUUAAAACUUACAACUGAAGUAAGAAUCAUAACUUUACAAAACGGAAGAAUGACGACUCAGGACACACAGAGACUGAACUGAACUGAACUGAAGCCUCCCUCAGCCACGCCGCGCCCCCCCCUCCAAUGUUCAUACUUUUACAAAAUGUGUAUUUUAGGGCUGUGAUAUUAUUUCUCUUUUUGUUUGUUUUUUCACACAAUAAUUGCAAGAGAAAAUUUUAUACCUGUUCAGAAAAAUUGCAUGUUACAGAUAUUAACAUAAAAGUGAAAUGAGUUAACAUUUGGCCAUACUGAUGUUUGUUUUAUCCAGAAAGCUUCUGGAUGCAAACUGCUAUGUAAAUCUGAGAUUUGCUGCCAACUUUGAUAUAAACUUAAAUAAACAUUUUUAUUAAAUU
This is a messenger RNA of Miniopterus natalensis, 1801 nucleotides long. RefSeq names its product G protein-coupled receptor 160 (gene GPR160). NCBI's taxonomy places the organism in Eukaryota, Metazoa, Chordata, Mammalia, Chiroptera, Miniopteridae. The record is from RefSeq and is a predicted model, not a curated record. Gene Ontology annotation, cellular component: signaling receptor complex; plasma membrane.